Messenger RNA from Macrosiphum euphorbiae (potato aphid), 1776 nucleotides. The record is from the annotation of a GenBank genome assembly. Lineage: Eukaryota; Metazoa; Arthropoda; Insecta; Hemiptera; Aphididae.
AUGACUGAAGGCCGCGGUCGUCCAAAAAAACCUUUUCAAGAAAGCUGUGAAAAAACAAAAAAAAGAAAGGUUCAACAUUUGUUAGACUCGCAUAGUUCUCAGGAAUUAGCAUUUGCUUCUCGUCUAAGCUUACACCGUUCUGGUAAAAGGCAUGCUUCGUCAGUUAUUCAAGAAGUGACCGAAAAAACACCAACUCGAGCUCAUAAAUUUAAAAAAGCAUAUAAAAUGUCCAUGCGUAAGUCUAAUAAUAAUAAAAUGUUUUCUCCAGAAGAAGUGUUGGCUAUUCUUGUAGAUUUAAACUUGACCAAGCAACAAUAUAUGACAUUACGCCAACGACUAAAAGAGAAAGAAGUGUAUGUUUUUCCUUCUUACGAUGUUAUAAAAAGUGUAAAAAAAGAAUGUUAUCCACCUGACCACAAUAUUGUCGUUAGCGAAUCAUCUGCGGAAAUUAAAUUGCAGGCCAUAUUAAAUAUUACAACUUCCCGAAUCGUCAAAGUACAAGAUAUAGUUCUUCAGCAAUGUAUAAAUGAUAUACAACCAGAUUCAGUAGAAUGUAUUUAUAAAUGGGGUUUUGACGGAAGUUCUGGUCAAAGGGAAUACAAACAGAAAUUCACUAAUGAUACUUUUUGUGAUUCAAAUCUUUUAAUGACAUCUCUUGUACCAAUUCAAAUACAUGGACUUCAAAAAUCCAAUAGUGAAAAAAUAACAUUAUGGAAAAAUCCACGUCCAUCAUCAACUAAGUUUUGCAGACCAGUUCGGUUUUUAUUUGAAAAAGAAACAAAAGAUACCAUAAAAAAUGAAGUUAUGUAUAUUGAAAAUCAAAUUAACGACCUUGAACCAACAAAAGUGAUUAUUGGCUCAACAAAUCUAAAAAUCAAUAAUAAAUUGUUGCUCACCAUGAUUGAUGGAAAAGUUUGCAAUUCAAUAACCGACACAAGUUCCCAAGUUUGUUAUAUUUGUGGAGUAUCUCCAAAAUAUACUAAUAACUUAGAAUUAGCUAAAAAUAGAACUAAUAAUGUAUCGACUUAUUCGUUUGGUUUGUCUACUCUCCAUGCACAUAUACGAUUUUUUGAAUGUCUCAUGCAUAUUUCGUACAGGUUGGAAGUGAAGAAAUGGCAAAUAAGAAGCCCGGAAGACAAACAAUCAUUUAAACGUAGAAAAACGUAUAUAAUCAAUCGUUUUCGAAAAGAAGUUGGUAUUAUUAUUGAUCAACCUAAACAAGGUUGUGGGUCAAGCAAUGAUGGUAAUACUGCUCGGAGGUUUUUUGAAAAUGCUUUAUUAUCAGCAGAAAUCACCGGAUUGAAUGUAGAACUAAUAUCUAGAUUUGGAGUAAUACUUGCAACAAUUUCAAGUGGUUUUCAUAUAAAUAUUUCGGCAUUUGAAAAGUAUGCUAUGGAUACGGCAAAACUUUACAUAGAAUAUUAUAACUGGUACUAUAUGCCAGCUAGUGUCCACAAAAUUUUAUUGCACGGUGCCGAUGUUAUAAAACAUUGUUUGCUACCAAUUGGGCAAUUAUCUGAGGAAGCCUCGGAAGCGAGAAAUAAGCAUUACAGAUCUUUUCGAGAACAUUUCACUAGGAAAACCAGUCGGAUUGAUACAAAUAUAGAUCUUCUUCAUCGUUUAAUCGUUACUUCUGAUCCGGUUAUAUCAUCAAUACGGCCAAAUCCUUCCAAAAAAAUGGUGCCAAUAUCCCCAGAAGUGUUAACUCUUUUAACUAGUUCAGAUUCAAUACCUAGAGAAAAAACCGUUGCUAUUCCAAACUCAGAAUCUGAAUAA